CUAAAAUUAUAUUUCAUCGCUUCAUUCUUCAGAUAUAAUUUAUUUAUUUACCAUGUAGUCCCUUUAACUUACCAGGCAGAGAGUCGCACGUUUUUUAGAGAAGUCAAUUUACUUCAAUUUCCUCAUUUCCGUUUGACUAAAAAUUCAAACGGAAACGGAUCUACGAUUUAAUUUUUUAAAUGUCACUAGUCGUUUCACUCCUAUCAAUCUCUGACACAAUCGUCAUUCCUUUUUCGUGCGAGGCAGAGUGCGCACGCGUCGACUUUAAAAAUGCCGAAGCGUACUGCUGAAGAAAAAAUAGAGCGUUAUAAUAGGAAAAUACAACGGCUUCAGGAGAAGCAGCAGACAAAGCGAACGUGUUCCAGACGGAUAAUUUCGUCUGAUUCUGAGGAUGAACAGCUUCAAGAACCCGAAGAGGUUGUUAAUACAAAUGAGGCUUAUAUUUACGAGGAAUCAAUUCCUGAAAUAGCUUACUAUGAGCCCCUUCCGGGAUCAUCUACCGCAGAAGAUGCUAUUCAGCCCGCAGCUCCUGCUGUGAUUGAGACCGUGGCACCAGCGUCGGCCACGGCAGAUCCCUCGACUGUCGAAUGUCCAGUUGAAGAAGCUACAUCCGAAAUUAUUGUUGACCCCGAACUCUUGGCAGCCCUGGGCGAUUCAACAGCAGAAUCCCCUGAAUAUGGACCUAAAAUUCUUGAAAACUUAGCCAUGCUUUGGAACCCACUUUUAAAAAAGGGCAUGUCAAAAGAAAAUAAAGAGAAACUUUUUGAAAAUUACCCUAUUCCCGACAACUGUCGUUUGCUGCAAGCACCAAAAUUGAAUGCCGAAAUGUCACCAACAGUCCUAUCGGACAUGGUGCGUAAUCGUGACAAGAAACUGAUGCAUUUCCAGCAACAGCUUGGCCACGGCGUCACCGCCGUAAAUAGAGCAAUGGAUAUACUCCUUAAAACUGAUAAUAAAGCUGAAGCUUUGAAGCACCUGAGUGAUAGUUGCCGCAUACUAUCGGACUUUCAUUCCAUGUUCACUCAGUACAGGGUUAAGCUAAUAAAUCCUAGUCUAGACAAAUCAUUUUUGGCUAUUGUGCAAGAUACCGAACGUGAUGAAACAUUGUUCGGCAAUACAUUGGGCGAAAAGAUCCGAGCAUCUGGUACCAUACAUAAACAAGGCCUCCAGAUAAAGAAGAAUGUGCCAAACCAAAACAAACCAAUGCCUUCUACAUCAGGCCGCCCCAACCAGGGAAACUGGUCCGGGCCUCCACCUCGUUACCAUCAGCCAACAAACAGGGGGGGGCGAGGAGGUCCCAGGAGGCCCAUCAUGUCGGUAGUCCGCCGGCCUUACCCAUACCACCCGCCAGCGCCGCCGGCCCCUCAAGCGAGGAUGCCGUUCAGCAACCGGCCUCGUGCCCCGUUCCAGUAGUCCAGGUACACGCAGGCCGCGUACAACACUAUUAUGAUUGCUGGUUAAGAAUUACAAACAAUUCUGUGGUAUUGGAAUGGAUUCGAGAAGGUAUAAAGAUACCAUUUUGUAAACAAGUUUCUCAAAAUUCAGUUAACACAUAUUUAAAUCCUUUUGAUAAGAAUAAAAUGCAAUUAGCAAUUGAUAAUCUAUUGAAACUAGGCGCGAUUACACAGUGUAACCCAAAGAAAAAUCAAUAUUUGUCAUCGAUAUUUUUGGUAGAAAAAUCAAACGGUGGUAACCGUUUUAUUUUAAAUUUAAAAUCAUUAAAUAAAUUCAUUGAAAAAACUCAUUUUAAGAUGGAAGAUUUUCGAUCGGCUUCCAAACUGAUACCACAGAAUGGUUAUUUAGCAACGAUUGACCUUAAGGAAAGCUAUUUGCUUCUCCCUAUCUCCCCAAAACAUAAACAUUUUUUGCGUUUCCAAUUUCAACCAAGUGAUUCGGGACCUAUAGAUACUUACGAGUUCACAGCCUUGCCUUAUGGUCUUUCGGUAGCUCCACGAGUGUUCACUAAAGUCAUAAAAGAGGUUAUGUCUUAUCUGAGAAACCAGGGCUUCCUGUCCGUUAAUUAUCUUGAUGAUAUACUAUGUAUAGGCAAUACUUACAUUGAGUGUGCUCAGAAUGUUAACGAAACUAUAAAACUAUUACAAUGUUUAGGUUUCGUUAUAAAUUUUGAAAAAAGCGUGUUACAACCCCAAAAGGUAUGCAAAUUUCUGGGUUUUGUUUUUAAUACACAAGAUUUGACCUUAUCUUUACCCGAUGAUAAAAGCAGGAAUAUAUUUUCCUUAGUCCAAACAUAUAUGAAGCUACCAUCUUGCUCCAUACGAGAUUUCGCGCGACUGAUUGGUAUUCUAGUUGCCGCGUGCCCUGCAGUAAAAUAUGGUUGGGUCUAUACCAAGAUACUAGAACGACAAAAAUAUUUAAUGCUUAAAAAUUACCAGAAUUAUGAAACUAAAGUAAAAAUUCCAGCAAUAGUUUUAGAUGAUUUAAAAUGGUGGUCUGAUAAUAUUUUUUCUGCCAAAAAUCACAUGAGAAACUCUGAUUAUAAAUUAGAGAUUUAUUCCGAUGCGAGUAGAACCGGCUGGGGUGCCGUUUGCAAAGAUCAAAAGAUCCAUGGUAGUUGGAAAGCUUCGGAACAAGAAUACCACAUCAAUUACUUGGAACUUUUGGCUGCCUUCCUUGGAUUAAAGAGCUUUGCGUCAGAACUGUUAAAUUGUACUGUCCUGUUAAGAAUUGACAAUACAACGGCGAUAAGCUAUAUAAAUCGCAUGGGAGGGAUUCAGUUUCCCCAUUUAAAUAGCUUGUCUCGGGACAUUUGGCAGUGGUGUGAGAAGCGAGAUCUGUUCCUAUUUGCUUCCUAUGUCAAUACCAAGGAAAACCGCGCUGAUGCUGAAUCAAGACGUGUCAACCCUGACACUGAAUGGGAACUUUCAAAUGAAGCUUUCGCUCAUAUUUUAUCGAAAUUUGGUGAACCCGAAAUUGAUUUAUUUGCUUCUCGCACCAAUGCUAAAUGUCAUGUAUUCGUGUCAUGGAAUCAAGAUCCAGAAGCGUCAGCAAUCGACGCUUUUACAAUAUCGUGGUCAUAUAAAUAUUUCUAUGCAUUCCCUCCGUUUGCAAUACUUUUGAAAUGCAUUCGAAAAAUUAUAGAUGAUAAAGCCGAAGGUAUUUUAGUUUUUCCUUACUGGCCUUCACAGCCGUGGUUUCCACUUUUAAAACAAAUCAUGGUAUCAGAACUAUUUUUUCUAAACCCUCACAAGAUGCUAUUGCAAUCCCAUUUCAGAGACUGCCAUCCCCUUCACGAGAAGCUUACCCUGGCUGCCGUGAAAGUCUCAGGCGCGCGUUCAGCCAGCGCGGCUGCCCACCAGAAUCGAUUUCGUUAAUGCUGUGUUCUCUCUCUGACAGCACUUUGAAACAAUACAAUGUUAGUUUAAAAUCGUGGUGGCAGUUUUGCGAUAGUAAUAAUAUUGCCUACUUGGAAACCAAUAUCACUCAUGUGCUAUCAUUUUUGACAGAACAAUUUAAGAACGGUAACUCAUACGGUACUCUGAAUACACACCGUUCCGCACUAUCCUUAUUACUUGGUAGCGAAAUUGGGACAAAUGAUUGCGUAAAACGUUUACUUAAAGCAGUUUACAAAAGAAAACCAAGUCUACCCAAAUAUAAUGGUACUUGGGAUCCACAAAGAGUUUUAGAUUUUAUUUCAACUUGGUACCCAAAUACAAGUCUAAAUUUAGAAAAACUCACAAAGAAAGUUGUUAUUUUAUUGGCCAUAUGCACUGCUCAUAGAGUUCAAACUUUUUCAUUGAUCAAGAUUCAAAACAUUAAGGUAUCUCCAAAUGGUAUUCAGAUUGGAAUAACAGAUGUAAUCAAAACAUCCGCACCUGACCGCGAUCAGCCGGUAUUAAAUUUACCUUUCUUUCACGAAAAACCGAGCAUUUGUCCCGCUUCCGCUAUUUCAGAUUAUAUAACUGCAACCGAAAACUUAAGAUGUAACUCUUUAGAUUCUCUUUUGUUGACUUACAAAAAACCGCAUCGACCAGCUUCUAGUCAAACUAUUAGUCGAUGGAUUAAACAAGUACUGUCUGAGAGUGGUAUAGAUGUAACUAUCUUCGGAGCGCAUAGCGCCCGGCACGCCGCUACGUCGGCUGCCCGUAGAGCGGGUGCUAGCAUAGACAAUAUUAGACGUACGGCGGGUUGGACUGCCACAUCCAACACGUUCGCUCGUUUUUACAACAGACCAAUUCUCGAUACUAAU
Molecule: messenger RNA, 4207 nt
Organism: Plutella xylostella (diamondback moth)
Lineage: Eukaryota; Metazoa; Arthropoda; Insecta; Lepidoptera; Plutellidae
Source: RefSeq, a predicted model, not a curated record